GGAAGGAUCGGAAGCGGAGAGGAGCGAGAGCGAAGGUCUGGCGCGGACCGCGGGGACGGGACAAGGACCCUAGAGAAUGUGCACGUGUGCAAUGACGCGUGCAACACUGCCAAAAACUGGGAGUGCUUAACCCACCCUCGUGUGUCUCAAGUUCGAGCUUGUGGUGAAAGAAAGGGGCACGAGAGAGAGAGAGCUGGAUAAAGAGGAAUUAGCAGGGACUGAGAGAGGCUGGAAACGGAGAGUUGAGUGACCGUGCGGCGUGUGGUGUUCGCUCGUGCUCCGCUACGGGACAAAGACCGAAAUAUCUCGUGAUAACCGAACUGCCACCCUCCGAAAACAGGCGAGGGGAAACUGCCAGCAUUGUGAUAAACCUCGAUCGCGGAAACCUAGCGUGACUUGUUGUGUGAACCCUCCUUGGUCUUGACUCGCAGUCUGCAUCCAACCAACACUGCCAUUACGUUGAUCUCCUGUGAAUGCUCAAGUCGAGACAAGUUCUACCAAACGAAACGUGUCAUAACAACACUGCCAAUGUGUAAAUAAGUCUUCAGGGAUUCUCUACUGCCAUCUGACACUGUCGUCGUACAUACAUAUAUCCAUGCUUUAAGAGAUACCGAGUGUUCUUUCAAGAGGAGUCCCGCCGCCGAGGGACGGUCGCCGCCGGGAGAGCCCCAGGUUCAAGGGCCAUCAAAGCAUUCCAGCAAGUGUUGUACAUUGAUCCCGGGUUCAGCCGAGCCAAUGAAGUCCAUCUGCGCCUGGGGUUGAUGUUCAAGGUCCAGAGCGACUACGAGUCUUCGCUGAAACACUUCCAGUCCGCGCUCAUAGACGCUGGCCCGGCGUCCUUCUCCAAGUUGGAGAUAAGGUUCCACGUGGCCCACCUGUACGAGCUCCAGAACAAGCACCGGGCGGCGCGAGAGGCCUACGAGACCCUUCUGCAGGAGCAGGAGCUGCCCAACCACCUGCGGGCCGACAUCCAACGCCAGCUGGGAUGGAUGUACCACACCGUUGACAGCUUGGGAGAGAAGUCGUACCGCGAGCUGACCGCAGUCCAGUACCUGCAGAAGUCCAUCGAGGCCGACCCCAAGAGCGGCCAGAGCCUGUACCUGCUGGGUCGGUGUUACUCUGCCCUUGGGAAGGUGCACGAUGCCUUCAUCGCCUACAGGAACUCCGUGGACAAGUGCGAGGGCAAUGCGGACACGUGGUGCUCAAUAGGAGUACUUUACCAACAACAGAACCAGCCAAUCGACGCCCUUCAAGCAUACAUCUGCGCAGUACAGUACGACAAGGGACACACAGCCGCGUGGACAAACCUAGGGAUUCUGUACGAGACCUGCAACCAGCCACGCGAUGCCCUGGCGUGUUACAUGAACGCUACGAGAGGUAGCAACAAACCCGUGAAUCCAAAUCUUGCUCCGCGUAUAAAAUUUCUCCAGCAGCAGCUGGCAAAUGCCCCCAUGCCCAGCGUAACUAAACCUCGUCAGUUGAUGAGCAUUGAGGAGGCGUGGAACUUACCCGUCACUACAGACAUGUCUAACAGGCAGCAGGGACAGGGCCAGGGCCAGGGCCAGCAGAUCGCCAGCCAGCAGCGGCAGGUGGGCCCAGGCCAGAAUUCCUUCCAGAAGUAUGGCCAGCAGUACAGCCACUCUGGGUCAGGAGCCCCCCCGCCCCCCUACCAGGCGCCCGGCAACGACGCCAAGCGCUUCAAGCCCGACAUCGCCGGGGACCAACAGCGACCGCACUUCUACCUCAACCAGCAGCAAAUGCAGAUUCUACAUUACCAGCAGCAGAACCAAGCAAGCCUAACACCACAGCAGCAGCAGCAGUUCCAGCAGCUCCAGCAGAACUUCCGCCUGAUGCAGCAGCACCAGAUGAAAAUGCAUCAGCAGCAGCAGUUGCAACAGCAGCAGCAACAACAGCACCAACAGCAGCAGCAGCAACAAACCGUUGUUCAAGGUCCCCAGGUGUCCCCCAGCCUUGGCCAGCAGCAGAACUUCGUUGCCGGUGGACAGAUGGCGAGGCCAGUGGUGCCAGGAGCGCCAGGAUUCACUCAGGCAGCAACAAACGGUGUCAAUCGAGGCUUCAUUGGGCAGAGACCUCAGACGCCUACCAGCAAUUUCAACCAGAACAAUCAGCCCUUCUCGCAACCUUCCUCAACUGGUGGAUAUAUCAACCAGACUCCAUCGUACACCAAUGGAGGAGUACCAACAACGUCUGCAGGAUAUGGCUUCAAUAACGGCUACAAUAGUAAUAAUGUGAAUGAAGCAUUACCAAGAGACCUUACUGGCGUCACACCAGAGACCACUGUUAGUGACCAGGAACUUCAGGAACUCAUCAGCCAACGAGAAUUCACAACUUCUUUAGCUGAGGAUUUACUGAACCGGCUAGCACAGGGCGAAGAUGUCAUAGACGAGCUAGCCAAGGCAGGAGACGUGGGCCAGGAUGUUGCUCUGCCAAACACCGAGUUCUCCACCUCGGCCACGUCGUCGUCCACCACGUCGGCUCCUUCCACGGAUGUCGUUCAAGCCCCCAUACAGUCAGGACUCUCUUAUAUUAAGCAGGAAGUUCCCGACACAAAACUCUCCACACAAACACACGUACCAGAGACUAAGCCACGCAUUAGUAACAUCAGACUAAGCCUCGAUCGCGAAAUAAAAGUGGAACAGGCGUCGGAGCCUGUGUUCACGACGAACAUGGCCAGCUCAGACAUCGUGUCAGGCUGCAAGGGCCGAGGCGCAAAUGCGAGAAACAGCAGCAUGAUCUCAGACAAGCAGUUGCCACCGUCGCCACCCGACCCCCCGAAGGUGAAGCUAACCAACGAACAGCUGCUUCCCAACACGCCUUCGGUCUUGCUUGACAACAAAAAGCUUGCAUUUUCACCUCAGCUGCAAGAGUUCUGCUUGCAGCACCCCAUUGCCGUUGUGAGAGGCUUGGCAUCUGCUCUGAAGUUGGACCUCGGGCUCUUCUCCACCAAGACCCUGGUCGAGGCCAACCCCGAACACAUUGUUGAGGUUCGAACGCAGAUGAAGCAGGAGGCUGACGAGAAUAUUGACCCCACGACGGAGAUCAAGUCCUGGCCCUGCAUCAGCCACAGGUCGCACACCACCAUCGCCAAAUACGCCCAGUACCAGGCGUCGAGCUUCCAGGAGAGCCUGAAGGAGGAGCAGGACAGAAUUGCUGCCGGGGCGCCGAAGACGGACGACUCCAAAAAGAAGAAGGUCCAGAAAAUGAUCAAAUUCGGAACCAAUGUCGAUCUGUCGGACGAGAAGAAGUGGAGAGCUCAGCUGCAAGAACUCAUGAAAUUGCCAGCCUUUGCCAGAGUGGUUUCUGCAGGGAAUAUGCUGUCUCAUGUUGGACAUCCCAUUCUGGGCAUGAACACAGUACAACUAUAUAUGAAGGUACCAGGGGCCAGAACACCAGGUCAUCAGGAGAAUAACAACUUCUGUUCCAUCAACAUUAACAUUGGGCCUGGAGACUGCGAGUGGUUUGGAGUGCCCGAUGCCUAUUGGGGAGUCAUAGCCAAUCUCUGUGAGAAAAAUAGAACCAAUUAUUUGCACGGUUCCUGGUGGCCAGAUCUGCAAGAACUCUACGAUGAGAAUGUACCAGUGUAUCGUUUCCAUCAGAAGCCGGGCGAUAUGGUGUGGGUUAAUUCAGGAUGUGUUCAUUGGGUUCAGGCAGUCGGUUGGUGCAAUAAUAUUGCCUGGAAUGUAGGCCCACUUACAGCCAGACAGUACACUUUGGGCCUGGAGCGAUAUGAAUGGAACAAGCUGCAGGGCUUCAAGUCCAUCGUUCCCCUCGUCCACCUGUCGUGGAACCUCGCCAGGAACAUCAAAGUGUCUGACCCGAAGCUCUUCGAAGCAAUCAAGGGCUGCUUGAUGCGCGCACUCCGCCAGGUGUGUUUGUCAUUGGACUUCGUGAAACAGUGUGGCCUCGAGACCAAGUUCCACGGACGCAAUCCCAAUGAAGCAUCUCAUUAUUGCGGUGUUUGUGAGGUCGAGGUGUUUGAUAUCCUGUUCGUGAAGGAGCAGGAGCGGCGCCAUGUGGUCCACUGCAUAGACUGCGCGCGUCGCCAGGCCCCGCGCCUCGAGGGCUUCGUGGUGCUGGAGGAAUACCACUUAAGUGAUCUCUGCCAAGUGUAUGACAACUUCAUUUUACACUCCGUACAGGGCCAGAACAUUUCCGGCCAGGCCCCCACUCCUCCCCCUACCUCCACCACUCCAACCCCACUCACGUGACCUUCCUCAGGCCUAGUGGCCGCCCCGCUGUGCUCGUUUUGACCGGGGGCGGUUCCUAGCACCCGCAGGAGAUCUCUCAUUCCUGGAUCUGUAAGCCCAGAAGGAGAACUGCCGUUGCCUGCCUUUGCAAGAACCCCCCCACAACUACCAGUCUUGCAAGAACAAAACAGAAAUGUGUUAGUGAGCAGCAGUGUUGACAGACUGUGGAAAAGGACACAGCUACUGCACUGCAAGUAGCAUUAAGUUAUAACUAAGAGUUUUACGUCACUGCCAGAGCACCUUCCAGAGGCCUUCUCUUUUAGCGACUCCGUAUAGUCGCGUGAGGCCGUAUUUUUCACACCUGAUUCUUGGAAGUUGUUGCAGUGCAAGAAAUGGGCAUUACGAGAUGUUGAUUAGAUCGAAUGAAAGGAGAAAGUGUAUGGUCUGUGUGAUUGUUUGGAAGCGCCCUGUAGAAAAGAAACCAGAACGAUAAGCUGCUUCGAGAGCUGCCACUCGCCCAAGCAUAAUGAUUUGAUCUCAUGGAACUCAAGGACCCGGGAACGGCGACACUGACGACGGAAAAGUGUUUUUGGCUUGUGUGAGCGAAGUGCUGCCGCGCGACGGCGUCAAGUGCAUCAGGACUCGUGCAGUUGCACAACCCAGGAUGUUGUUUCCUCAAAAUAAUGUUAGUGGUUGCCACGAAGGUAAAACAACCAGUGCUGAAGUAGCAGUAGUUGGGGUAGUAGAAGUUGCGUGUGGUUCAUGGUACUACCCAUUUUUUAUUUAUUAGCCUUGCCUACACAUUAUGUUCUCCUUCAAAGUUACCAGCCAAGAGACUGGCCUAAGUUGUAAUAGAAAUGUGCAUAUAUGUGUGCUUGCAUGCUAUUUUGUCUGUGUGCACACAAGCACUGGUACACAUGCAUGCUUGUUCAUGUACGUAUGUGUACAAAUGCACACCUUUGUAUGGGCAUUUGUGUAUGUGUGUGUGCACGCGUUCGUGUGUUUGUGUGUGCGCGUAAGCAUAUGUGCGUGCGUAUGCGUGCCGUUGAAGCACGCGUCCGUUCAUUCAUCUGUUUAUGCGCACGUGUGUAAGGCGUAUGACUUCACUCCCGUGUAUGUGUACGUGUGCGUGUCUUUCAAUAAGAGGUUUCCAAUCACUGCCACCGUAAGUGAGUGUUUAAUCUUGUGAUAAUCUCAACUGCCACAGAAUCUACAACUUCACAAACUCUCUCUUGGAGCUUACAGAUUUAUAUCUUCCCACAUGCAUUGUUACGAAUGAUUUGUGUCAGCAGUUUUGUUAUUAUUUAUAUAUAUAUAUAUUUACAGUAUUUUUUUUAUUUGAUGCAUUAUGUUUCCUAAAACUGAUUUCUAUUUAAAUUUAAAUAUUCUGCAAUGUCCUACAUGAUUCACUAUUGUCUUAAAGGAGAGAGGAAUCCAUGUAUGGACAUUAUGGCAAGUUCUAAUUAUAAGUUGAAUGAGUUUAUAUAUACACAAUCAAUAUUAUUUUUGAAACUUAGUUUACCAUAAUUGAGAGUUCUCUUCUUGAUUUUAUACAAGAAUUACCGAAAACAGGGCAUUCCUCAAAUUCAUUUGGGAUAGUUUAGUGUUCCUUCAUUCUGUUAAUAUAUUUAUUUUUGUCUCUAUCAACAUAAAUGUGUUACCAAUGUUAAAGUAGUAUUAAGUAAUAUCAUUUGUAAUGGACAGGCCAAUGAAUUGAAAGAGAAAGUAAUGUUUUUAUCGAUUGGGAAAGGUUUGUAACAAAAGCGUUUUCAUUCGCGUAACCAUUUUGUGAAAUGAAUUUCUGGCAACUGGGUCUGUCAUUACUCUUGUGUCUAUCAAGUUGGUUCACAUGUGCAAAAUUUUAGGCUGUACCAAAUUGAUUUAUGCAUACAACUAUAAAUUUAACGAACACAUGGAUCAUUGUGUAAGUACGGUUAUGAUGGCAAGGAAAUGAUGAUUGCAUGAUCAAUUCUACGACCGAGACCUACGAUUGCUAAUUAAGCCACUAGAAGCUGAUACUUGUUCCUGCUCUUGCGCGAUUUCAGUUCUGUGUUGUGUUCCUGUGCCCAAGUCAGCUCAUGUCAGGUGGAUAUGGAGAGCAGAAGCCCCCUUCAGAUGAUAUUUUUUCGGAAACCCUGGAGGAGUGCGAGGAAUGACGAAUUAAAUGCUCAACAAAUUGUACCUGAAAUGGGCGUGCCUAAGGAAUUACGUUCCACAUUUUUAAAGAUAAUUAUCUGCCAAUACUGUUGACUACAAGUCCUUAUGAUGUCCUCGCAUUGUGGAAGGCUUAAAUAAAUAAAUAAAAAUAUUUAAAAAACAUGCAAUGUGAGCUCUGAGCCGAGAACUCUGAACAAUAUCCAUACCAGAAGGCUGUGCACCAAGAGCCGAAUCCGCAGACAGCACUCACGGCCAGCCAGACUCCAGCGGCAGAGGCUCGGCGCGGCGAGAGUCUAACGUGAGCCCAGCCGAAAUAGUGUUUUAAGAUUUUUUUCUCCUUUUUUAAAAGAAUAUUCUCUCCUUUUCUUUUCUUUCGAUCAUCUUCCAUCGCCUUUUGGUUAGCCGUGAGUUCUGUCGCCGGAUUCCGCCCACCCCAUCAUCCCUCUCUCGACCUCCCUUGUUGAUCCCCCAUGCUCUUUUUUCAUACUAAACAUUCAACAGAUUUUUUUCUUUUUUUUUUUCUUUCAAGUGACACAUUCUAGUUUGUGCUCAGUAUUACGCAUGGAACAUACUUAUUCAUUCUUCGUGUGAAUUAUUUGUCCUUUAUAAAGAGAAAAAAGAAUUUUAUAAAAAAGCAAGAUGUCUAUCAUAUAUCAGAGAAAUUAGUUAGUCAUGCAGUGAUGAUAAUAGGAGAACCUUGUACUGUAUGCAGCUGUAAUAUGGGCUUCUCCAUUUUCCUACAAUGUAAAUCUAGCACUGUGUUGCUUAUAGUUAAGUUCUAUUUAUGUUAUUUAAUACGUAUGGAGUUGUAUUUGUAUGUAGUGUAUAAAUCACCUAAGACUAUAAUUUCUCCUGUGUAACUUUUAAGUGUUGUCUCAGCUCUGCUAGUUGAUGAGCUCCUAUACAUUUGUACAAUUUUGGGAAAAGGGAAUUUUUGGGCAAAACAAUGGAUGUAGUUACUGAGGUGUGGGUGGAGUGGAACUUCUAGCAGUUAGGGGUCAAGCAUGAAUUACAAUGCUAUUGUAGAGUUCCACUGUCUUGCAAAAAUCUCCAUUUUACAUUGUAAAUCUCUUUUAUCAUCCAUAUAUAAAUCUCCCAUCUGUGUAUCACAUUGAACAACUACUUCCAUGUUAGUAUCGCAAAAAUUGAUUGGUUAAUGAGAGCUUCUCCGCUCACACCUGUUUCAGGGAUCUUUGUCGACCUUCGUGUCCACUACUGUACAGAAUAAGUCUGCUAAUAAAGCCUAACUCACUGGA
Molecule: messenger RNA, 7621 nt
Organism: Penaeus vannamei (Pacific white shrimp)
Lineage: Eukaryota; Metazoa; Arthropoda; Malacostraca; Decapoda; Penaeidae
Gene: Utx
Product: Utx histone demethylase
Biological process (GO): regulation of gene expression
Cellular component (GO): MLL3/4 complex
Molecular function (GO): histone H3K27me2/H3K27me3 demethylase activity; RNA polymerase II cis-regulatory region sequence-specific DNA binding; protein binding
Source: RefSeq, a predicted model, not a curated record